UUAAUGACAGCUGUCUCCCCUCAGCAGAGAUAUGGUACCGUCUAAUUUAGUGAUUACGGCGUGCAACAACCUGCCCCGGCACAGAAUCAUCAUGGCGACGUGUGGUGGGCCGUGUAUGGACAAUGUUCUCCUCAUCACGGACUCCUACAAGGUGACCCAUCACAUGCAGUACCCACCUGAAACAACCACAAUAUUCUCCUACUUUGAAAGCCGAGGCGGAAAGUUUAAGGAGACCGUCUUCUUUGGCCUGCAGUACCUUAUAAAGAGAUGGCUGGUUGGGCAGGUCGUCACAAGGGAAAAGAUUGCAGAGGCCAAGGAUAUCUACAAGAAACACUUUGGACAGGAUGUCUUCAACGAGGAGGGGUGGAACUACAUCGUAGAGCACCAUGGUGGAAAGUUGCCGCUGCUCAUCAAAGCCGUGCCAGAGGGAACAGUCGUCCCAGUCAAGAACGUCCUCUUCACUGUGGAGAACACAGACCCAAAGUGUUUCUGGCUUACCAACUGGUUUGAAACGUUGCUGGUUCAGGUCUGGUACCCGAUGACUGUUGCCACAAACUCCAGAGAACAGAAGAAGAUCAUCGCCAGCUUCCUACAUGAGACAGCAGAUAACAUGGAUGGACUGCCGUUCAAGCUGCACGACUUCGGCUUCAGAGGAGUGUCAGCUGUUGAGGCGGCUGCUAUUGGUGGAGCAGCUCACCUCGUAAACUUCAUGGGGACAGACACGAUCGCAAGUCUCGUCAUGGCACGGAAGUACUAUGGGGCAGACAUGGCCGGAUUCUCCAUCCCAGCUGCAGAGCACAGUACAAUCACAGCUUGGGGAAAGAAUGGUGAGCUGGAGGCUUUCAAGAACAUGUUAUCAAGGUUUCCCAAAGGCCUGGUGGCAUGUGUGAGUGACAGCUAUGACAUCUGGAAUGCCUGUGAGAAUCUGUGGGGGAAGGAGCUGAAGAACAUGAUCGUUAAGAGGGGCGAGAGCAAUUCUACUCUAGUGGUCAGGCCGGACUCUGGAGAGCCUGCCGACGUGGUCGUUAAGGUACUAACUAUUCUUGGCAAAGCCUUUGGAACGCAGAAAAAUUCCAAAGGGUACAAGGUUCUUCCCCCAUAUCUACGUAUAAUCCAGGGCGAUGGUAUCAGCUAUGAGACACUUACUGGUAUUCUAGAGAGGAUGAAGAAACUGGAAUGGAGUGCAGACAACAUCGCCUUUGGCAGUGGAGGGGCACUGCUUCAGAAACUGAACAGGGACACCCAGAAAUGUGCUUUUAAGUGCAGCUUUGCAGUGGUGAAUGGGGAAGGGGUGGAUGUGUUCAAGCAGCCAAUCACAGAUCCAGGAAAGAAGUCCAAGAAGGGACGACUGACUUUGGAGCUUCAGAACGGGAAGUUUGUGACUGUACAGGAGGGACAGGGAGACCCAGAAAAGGACUUACUCAUACCGGUGUUCAAGGACGGACAGCUUCUGAAGGAUUACAGUUGGGAGGAGGUCCGAGGGCGAGCUGAGAUUCCCCUAGUACUGGAGCAGAAAAAGAAAAAGAAUGCUACGAAAUAGUAGCCAUGUGUUUCUGUAUGGGGCAUGUACAUGUACUUGUACGUAGAUAAAUGC
Messenger RNA from Branchiostoma floridae (Florida lancelet), 1594 nucleotides. RefSeq names its product nicotinamide phosphoribosyltransferase-like. Gene Ontology annotation, molecular function: nicotinamide phosphoribosyltransferase activity. NCBI's taxonomy places the organism in Eukaryota, Metazoa, Chordata, Leptocardii, Amphioxiformes, Branchiostomatidae. The record is from RefSeq and is a predicted model, not a curated record. The transcript has 12 exons. Gene Ontology annotation, biological process: NAD+ biosynthetic process. The coding region runs from base 32 to 1540 and encodes 502 amino acids.